Molecule: messenger RNA, 1308 nt
Organism: Microthlaspi erraticum
Lineage: Eukaryota; Viridiplantae; Streptophyta; Magnoliopsida; Brassicales; Brassicaceae
Source: the annotation of a GenBank genome assembly
AUGAAACGAUGUCUGAGAAAUGGAGGUCUUGUGAGUACUGAGGACAGGAUCAGUCACUUGCCUGAAGCUCUGCUUCUGCAAAUAUUGUCUUUACUUGCAACUAAAGAUGUCGUAGCCACUAGUGUUCUGUCUAAGCAAUGGAGAUCUGUUUGGAAGAUGGUGCCGAAACUCAAGUUUGAUUAUGCAAGCAAUCGGAGCAAGCACGAGACAUUUUCAGGGAUUGUGUGUAGGAUUUUGCUUUCCCACAAAGCUCCGGUUUUACAGAGUUUGCAUAUCAAAUUUAAUGUAGACGAUGUUGAUGCUGCGGAGAUCGGAAUGUGGAUUGGAAUCGCAUACGCACACCAACUGCGCGAGCUGCUAUUCGAUGUUGACUCUGUCAAAGAGUCGUCCUUCAAAUUCCCUCCAAGCUUGUAUAACUGCGAAACACUAGAGAGUUUGACACUCAAGACUUGGGUCAUUGUACAUGUCCCUUCUCAGGCGCGUCUCAAGUCCCUUAAAGCGCUGGAUCUUUCCGUCGACUUCGAUGACGAUGAAUCGGUUGUUAACCUUUUAUCUGGCUGCCCUAAGCUUGAAAAUUUAGUACUGUAUCGAGGAACUCAACUGAAUGUGGAGACUUUCACUGUCGCAGUUCCGUCUUUACAGAGACUAACUAUUUAUGAUUACAACGAGGGACAAGAGGUUGGGGGAUAUGUGAUAAAGGCUCCUCGUUUGAAAUACUUGGAGAUUGAUGGAUUUGACUCUUAUGACUUCUGUCUGAUUGAUAAUGCACCGGAGCUGGUGGAGGCCAACAUUAUAUAUGUCUCUGGGACAGUGAAGGAGAACAUUCUGGGAGCUCUCACUUCAGCCAAACGGCUUAUCUUGGAUUUGUCACCCUUGGAGAUUACAUUUCCUACUGGUAGUAUCUUCUAUCGGUUGGUACAUCUGAAGCUAAAUGCACAUAAAGCCGAGUGGUGGAAUCUACUUGUGCUCCUGCUCAAUGCUUCUCCUAAAUUACAAGUCCUCGAGCUCAUCAGUCGAUAUAGGCCAGAGAUUGUAAAAGAUGGUGUGAAAUGGAGUCAACCGAAGAAUGUUCCCGAAUGUUUGUUGCUUCAUCUCCAGACAUUUGUAUGGGGAGGCUAUAAACGACUACCAGAAGAGGGGAAAGAGGUGGCGAACUACAUCCUAAGAAAUGCAAAUCAUUUGAAGAAAGCGAUUUUCUAUACAAAUCCCGUUCUAGGAAUUAUUGGUAGCCCCUUCGAUCAAGAUGUGGUGAAGGAAUUGGAAAGUGUGGUUAGAGCUUCGAAUUCGUGCCAGCUUGUGUUCAAAUGA